GCAUCGUUGUCAUAAUAAUAUAUAAGAAUCGUCAAACGAUUCAAAGAGUUCUUCUUAGAUACAGUCUGAUUAAAAAUUCUCGAAACGUAUACCCGGUGAUAGUGUUUUUAAUAUAGUCAUUGGUUGAUAGUUUAAUAUCAAGAAAAAAUGAACACAGCAACAGCCAAUACAAUAACAUCUUCCAACGUAAAUAUGCAGCAACAACAAUUACCGCCGUCGCCUGUAGAAAAAUUGAUGUACUGUUAUAAGCCCCGACACAAUUUGCAUGAAGAUGACGACGACGGUUCAUCUGAAAUUUCUGAUAGCGGUCACUUCUUAGCAAAGGGCGCAUUCCUUAUAACGCCCAGCAAUGAAUUAAAUCUAGAAAAGGCGACAGCUAUAUGUGAAAAAAUGAACUACAGAGGACCGUACUCGGUGACCAAAACGGCCACUGGAAUUUUAUUUAAAUUUGCCAAUCAAGAAGACUACCAAGCAACUUACCGGAAAGGUUUCCAUAAAGUUACCAAUUUCCGUUUCUACAAAAAGAUUCCAAUACCAUGCAGACCUCAAAAAACAUUUUCCGUUUUCGUGUACGAAAUACCCGAAGAUUUACCAGAUGAAGACAUUAGACACUCCCUUUAUAAAUUUCAAACAGUUGUUGAAGUUACAAGACUCUACAACACUGGCUUCCGUCAGGCGGACAAAGGAGGAUCUACUGCCCCAUCUCAACAAGCUGUUGAUCAACUUGGACCAGUGACGCAACACCCUGUAACCUCACCCGUAGUACGUAUUACGUUAGCUUCUUUGGAAGAGUACAACUUGCUUUUGCACAACGGAUUAGAUUUCUAUGGAGCCACGUUUUUUCCCGUAGAAGCGGCUUCACCCAGCAUUUUAAAAAAGAAACCUGCUGCAACAAUCAACAGCCGAUUAAUGGAUUUAGCUUCGACAAGUGGACACCGUAUACGUGAUCUGUUACCAGUAUUUGAUUCAGCUGGGUUUUCAAAAAUUCCUCCACCAACAACUAAAGUUGUUAAACCACACUAAUAAAUUACUAUUUGGUGUAAAAAAAUAUAUAUCAAUGUGAAUAUUAUAUGGAUAACUAAAAUUAACUAUCAUUAUAUUUUUCAUAUUAUUUAACUAUAUGUAAAUAAUUAUUAAACAAAAUUUUCAAAAUGACAUUUUAUGAAAAGUGAAAUUAAAAUAUACUGUUUUAUAAUCAAAUUACAUUAGAUACGCGUCAAGAAUUAAAAUUAAAUGUAGUUAAUAAAAUUAUAUUUUUCAAAUAACUCUUCGAGAUGUAAUAAAAUAUAAUUGAUUAAAAAUAAUAAAUUUAAAGUAAAAAGAUACUUAUUAGUAGAAACCAAAUUAAUAAUA
Messenger RNA from Daktulosphaira vitifoliae (grape phylloxera), 1353 nucleotides. RefSeq lists its product as uncharacterized. NCBI's taxonomy places the organism in Eukaryota, Metazoa, Arthropoda, Insecta, Hemiptera, Phylloxeridae. The transcript is spliced from 4 exons. Gene Ontology annotation, molecular function: nucleic acid binding. The record is from RefSeq and is a predicted model, not a curated record. The coding region runs from base 148 to 1023 and encodes 291 amino acids.